Laccaria bicolor S238N-H82 is the source of this 1581-nucleotide messenger RNA. RefSeq names its product Ca2+-permeable cation channel activity. The transcript has 21 exons. The record is from RefSeq and is a predicted model, not a curated record. Lineage: Eukaryota; Fungi; Basidiomycota; Agaricomycetes; Agaricales; Hydnangiaceae. The coding region runs from base 1 to 1581 and encodes 526 amino acids.
AUGUGGGACGCCAACCAUAAUCCCGCUGACCAUGGAGAAAAUCUUGGUCGAGCUAUCGCUUGCGAGGUCCUCGCACGACGUAUCGUUUAUCUGGCUGAACCAGAUAGACUGUGCGCUAUAAUGUCUACCCGCUAUCGCCAUAGACAAGUAGAUGGGGAUGUAAGCGAAAUGUCAAGUGCGCUUGAAAUGGCCAUCGAUCAACACUGUAUCAUCUUUUUGUCUUCGACAGAGGCUCAAACAGUGAUCGACGACCUUUGGACGGGCGAACUCGUUCAAAAGAAUAACGAACACGAUGAAAUUGAAUACAUUCCGUUCAAUGAAACUCGUAGGCAUGACUUUUAUGGUCACUUGGAUAUUUCUCGCCUGUCGGUUCCCAGAUACCAGAACAUUUUUCGCAUUGUCGUUUGGUUGUUUUUCCUAGUGGUUUACUCUCAAGCGGUUCGGGAGCCGCUUGAGCGGUUGGAUGAGGCACACAGAUCUCUGGAUUCGUGGGAGAUUGUCCUAUACGUAAUGUCUUUAUCGUUUAUCGUCGAAAACGUGCAUAAGUCCUACGUCCUGCUUCGUUUUGUGACUUGGCGUGCUUUUACAUUUUGGAGCGCAAUUGCAUUUAUCACGGAUUCCAUUCUUUUAGCUGCCUUUACUCUGCGUGUCAUUGGUCUACAAGCGCCACAAGACCAAGAGGCUAUUUAUCGUUUGCGAAGUUUCCAGGUCCUUAGUUUUGUUUCGCCGUUUAUUUGGAUGAAACUCGUUACAAUCUUCGACGGCUACAAAUACAUUGGCACUAUGCAGAUAUGCGUUUCCCGCAUGUUGAAAGAAUCCGGCAUUUUUUUUGCGCUUCUGUCCGUCCUGGCAAUCGGCUUCGCUCAAGGCUUGUAUGCAGUUGAUGCCUCUGAUGGGUCAACAGAACCACCUUCAACAGUGGUCAAUGUUUUGGUUCAAGCUUUACUGGGAUCUCCCGAUUUUGGGAAGUUUGACGCAAGCACGGCUGGCCUCCUUCUGUACUACCUAUGGAACACUGUUACUGCCAUUGUGCUCCUCAACGUCCUCAUUUCCCUGUUCUCGUCUGCUUAUUCGGAUGUUGUUGACGAUGCAGAAGCGCAAUACCUUGCUUUCUUUGCUAGCAAGACAGUGGAGAUGAUUAGGGCCCCCGAUUCUUAUGUCUACCCUGCACCAUUCAACCUUAUUGAGGCGAUCUUCGUGGCACCUUUUGAAUUUGUACCUUUAGCCAAAUUAAGCCCAGCGCACUAUGCACGACUUAACCGAGUUGUGAUGGGGGGGAUUUUUUUAAUUCCCUUAGCGACGAUCGCCUUCUAUGAGUCGACGUUUGAUAGACGCAAGCACAAAUGGAUGAAUGCCUGGUUUCGCGGGAACGAUGAAGGCGAAGAAGACCGUCCUGAAUACAGAGAUCCCAGUGUCGACGACCCAGCAUGCGAUGGUUUGGUCAUCAGUAAGAUCCCUUUCGAGGAGCUUAUCAAGGUCUUCCCAAAGACUUCGCAAUCAAGUGAGGCUACCAUUCUGAAGGAGCUCAACGAAAUCAAGCAGCAGCUAAGUGACAUUCAAAGAGCGCUUGGACACCGCUGA